AUGAAUAUCUCAUAUUCUAAUGAUCCUAAAUUUCAUUACUAAUAAUCUAUAUUGAAUCCUUACAUUAACUAAUCAAUUAAUAAGUAGGGAAUAGCUAACUCUCAAAUACUAUAAGGAAGCCCUGGUAAAAUUAACAAUUAAAUAUUUAUUUUAGUUCACUUACCUAAUUACUCUACAUAAGGUAGAAAUCAGUCUAAUUCAAUAUUUUCAACACCUUCUGCUCCAAAAGCCCAAUUACCAUUUAUUCAAUAAUCUAUUCCUUAAUCAAUAAUAAAACCAAUAGUUAGAUCCCCUUCUCCUAUAAAUUAACAAAAAUUUCAUUAGACAUAACCAAUAUAAUCUAGAAAUAUAUAAUAUUAUGAAUCACCUUAAGUUCAAAAAGCACCUUAAGUUAAAAUUGGUAUAUUUGUAUAACAAAAAUUUUAGUUCAUGAAAUAGAGUAAGUACCUAUAAUACAUGAAUUACAUCAUGUAAAUAGACCCAUAAAUGUAAUUUCUAUGGAUGAAAUUGAAGUGCCUUGGAGAAGUAAGCAGAUUCUUUUGGAGAAACAAUUAAUUGAAUUAUAGUUGAUGUUAAGACGUAAUCCUUAAGAAAGGAGUGAAAGAAAGAAAAUAAUAGUGGAAGAUGAAGCUAGAAUUAAAGAGCUUGAAUAAGAAAUAGCAAAAUUGAGACUCAUUGUAUAAGAGAAUGAAUAGAACAUUUAAAAUUAUUAUGGUUAGGUCGAAUAAGCAUAAUAAAAUAUAGAGAAUGCUGAAGAAUAAGCAAGUGAAUAAAUAGAAGAAUAAAAUAGAGAAUUAGCUAAAUGGAAGAAAAAAUUCCAAGACCUUAAUAAAAAGUAUCAUGAUUUAGAAGAAGAAAUAACAAUGACAGAAGCUCAGAUAGAAAGUAUUUAAAAAAGAAAAAUGACUACAUAAAAAAUUACAUCUAAUAAAAUAACAUCUAAUUCAAGAGUAAGAGAUAGUGGAUUAAUAGGUAGUAGUGUUAAAAAGAAUUAUUGA
Messenger RNA from Paramecium primaurelia, 998 nucleotides. NCBI's taxonomy places the organism in Eukaryota, Ciliophora, Oligohymenophorea, Peniculida, Parameciidae. The record is from the annotation of a GenBank genome assembly.